Camelus dromedarius (Arabian camel) is the source of this 5650-nucleotide messenger RNA. RefSeq names its product alkB homolog 8, tRNA methyltransferase (gene ALKBH8). The record is from RefSeq and is a predicted model, not a curated record. The transcript is spliced from 13 exons. Gene Ontology annotation, cellular component: cytoplasm; nucleus. Gene Ontology annotation, biological process: tRNA wobble uridine modification; tRNA methylation. Gene Ontology annotation, molecular function: tRNA binding; S-adenosylmethionine-dependent methyltransferase activity; tRNA (5-carboxymethyluridine(34)-5-O)-methyltransferase activity. The coding region runs from base 172 to 2265 and encodes 697 amino acids. Lineage: Eukaryota; Metazoa; Chordata; Mammalia; Artiodactyla; Camelidae.
UCGCCAACAUGGCUGCCCCCAGGUGAGUGGACGUGCGAGUACCCACCGCGGCUUUUCUGGGAUAGAGCGGGAGAGGCUGGCGAAGGAGAGAGCGCCCGCGUGGGGAGGACCCAGCCUGAGCCAAGGCGGAGAUAUCAAUAUAUAACUCUGUUUUAAUUCUCCUGGGUCUGAAUGGGAGGCUUGUUUGUUUCACAGUCCACACCACUGGGGAUGUCAGAAGAGAGAAAUAGAGAAAGAAGAGAAGGAGGCAGCAAAUUUCAUAGGAUUACCAUGGAUAGCCACCACCAGAGUAAUUACAAACGCAGUAAAACUGAGAAGAAGUUCUUAAGGAAACAGAUGAAGGCCAGGCAUACUUUGCUGAGACAUGAAGGCAUUGAGACAGUAUCCCAUGCCACUCAGAGCCUGGUUGUUGCCAACGGUGGUUUGGGUAACAGUGUGAGUAGGAAGCAACUGCUCCCAGUGUUAGAGAAGUGUGGAUUCGUGGAUGCUCUCUUAAUGCCACCGAAUAAACCCUACUCAUUUGUAAGAUACAGAACUACAGAAGAAUCCAAGAAAGCCUAUGAUACUCUCAGUGGAAAAGAAAUAGUGGAUGACUUAGGACAAAAGAUCACUCUGUACUUGAAUUUUGUGGAAAAAGCCCCUUGGAAAGAGUUGGGGCUUCAAGCAUUGCCUCCAGGCCUCAUGGUAAUAGAAGAAAUUAUUUCUCCUGAGGAUGAGAAAAUGCUUUUGGAAAGUGUUAACUGGACAGAAGAUACAGACAAUCAAAAUUUUCAAAAAUCCUUAAAACACCGAAGAGUAAAGCAUUUUGGCUAUGAAUUCCAGUAUGAGAACAACAAUGUAGAUAAAGAUAAGCCAUUACCUGGGGGUCUUCCUGACCUUUGUGAUAGCAUUUUGGAGAAAUGGCUGAAGGAGGGUUUCAUUAAACAUAAACCUGAUCAACUGACUGUGAACCAGUAUGAACCUGGACAGGGAAUUCCUGCUCAUAUUGACACGCAUUCUGCUUUUGAGGAUGAGAUCAUUUCUCUCAGUUUGGGGUCAGAGAUUGUCAUGGAUUUUAAGCACCCAGAUGGGGUCACGGUGCCAGUUAUGUUGCCUUGUCGGAGCUUGUUGGUGAUGACAGGAGAAUCCAGAUACCUUUGGACCCAUGGAAUCACACCCAGAAAAUUUGAUACUGUUCAGGCAUCCAGGGGUCACAAGAGCGGAGUUGUCACCGGUGAUGUUGAAGACUUAACUUUAAGCAAGCGAGGAAUACGGACAUCAUUUACAUUUAGGAAAGUGAGGCACACACCGUGUAAUUGUCGUUACUCUUUGGUCUGUGACAGCCAGACGAAGGAGACUCCGCCAUCGUUUCCAGAGAGUGACAGAGAAGCCUCACGACUAGAGCAAGAAUACGUCCAUCGAGUUUAUGAAGGGAUCGCCGGGCACUUCAGCAGCACGAGACACACCCCUUGGCCACGCGUCGUGGAGUUUUUGAAAGCUUUGCCAAGUGGCUCAGUAGUUGCUGAUAUUGGAUGUGGAAAUGGAAAGUACCUUGGCGUCAAUAAGGAGUUAUAUAUGAUUGGCUGUGAUCGUAGUCAGAGCCUCGUGGACAUCUGCAGAGAGAGGCGGCAUCAGGCCGUGGUCUGCGACGCGCGGGCAGUGCCAGUCCGCAGUGGGUCUUGUGAUGCCUGCGUCUCCAUCGCUGUCAUUCACCAUUUUGCGACAGCAGAGCGUAGGGCAGCAGCUCUCCGAGAACUUGUUCGACUCCUGAGACCUGGUGGGAAGGCGCUCAUCUAUGUCUGGGCAAUGGAGCAAGAACAUGAUAAGAAGAAGUCCAAGUACCUUAGAGAAAACAGAGUCAGCCCAGGGAGGGAGGAGCAGACCAGCAAGGAAACGUUGGCGCAGGAGGUGCCUGCGAAGCACACGCCUGACGUGGGCAGUCAGGACUCGGCACGUCCUGUCCCCUCCAUCAGUGACUUUCAGGAGGGAGGCUGCGAUUCAAGGAAAGCUACCAGUUCCAAGCUGCCUGUUCACACUAACAGGACUCCUUUUCAUUCUCAAGACUUACUGGUUCCCUGGCACCUUACGGGAAAUCCUGGUAAAGACAGGUCUGUUGAGCCACUUGGUGCGUUGGGAUCCGGUGACCCGGGCGCUGUGUUUCAUCGGUACUACCACGUGUUCCGUGAGGCAGAGCUGGAGGCUGCCUGCCGGACUCUGAGUGACGUCAGCGUACUGCAGAGCUACUAUGACCAGGGGAACUGGUGCGUGAUUCUACAAAAGGUCUGAUUAUCCCUAUGGAUGUACUGCAUGCAGGGAAGAAAUGCUCGGCUUUUCUAAAAAAGGAGGUUAAAUUACCUGCAUUUUUAGUUAAACUUGUGGAAAAGUAUCAAAGGAGAGUGCCUGGGGGAGACUUGGAGGUAGAGUGCAGUUGGGAGGUGUUCAGUUUGCCUGGUACUGCUGACCCCACUCAGUCCACAGACGCAGGCUUCUGUCACAGGAGGGGCAGGCAUGCUUUUUAAAGUGACUGAAGUAGUCUGUGAAAUACCUGGGAUCCUAGGGUAACAGUAGGAACAUUUUGAAGAUAAACUUUUGUUACAAAGUAUUACUAAAUGAACUAAAUCAUGUAAAACCUGAGUGAAGUAAUUACAUAACAUUUUAACAAAGAAAAAAUUCCUGUUCAGUAGAAAAUUGUCUGAAGUUUCAUCUGUGAUUGUUAGCUCUGUAAACUCACAGAUGAAAACCACUCUGUCCCUAUACCUUACUAGCACGAGGCUUGGCACAUGGUAGGUGCUCGGUAAAAUUUUAAGGCAAUUGUUUUUGUUUUUGUUUUUGGGUGAAGAUAGAUUUAUUCAGAGAGAUACACUGAAAGGCAAGAGAAAGGCCACGAGGCGUGGGGGUUGGGUGCUCAGAUUAAAAGUAGGUACACACUCCGUAGACAGGGUGCGGGCCGUUUCCGAAGAGGGAGAGAGAGGGGGUGGCCUAAAAUUUUAGUUGGAUAACACCCAUGCAUUGGUAGGAACUUUCAUCCAACAAGUACUUUUUGAACCUCUACUGUGUACCAGUUACUAUUUUAAGUUCUGGGAGGGGAGCAGUGAACAAGAAAGAACAAAGUCCAUGUCCUCAUGGAGCUUAUGUUCUAGAAGGAAAGGAAUAAGCAAAUAAAUAGACAUUUGUGAUAAAAGCCAUGGGAAAAAAAUACGAAACAGGAGGAGGUUUCACUUGAGACCAAAAGGUUAUUUUUAAAGGGCUGAAAUAAGUCCUAAUCCUGACUAUAGUUAUUACCAAGAGUUCAUUGGCACUCCUAAUGCAUUGGUCUAGGUGCUAAAGGCAACCCAAAUAUGUUCGUUUAACUCCUUUAUUUAAAUAGCAAAAGUCAGAAUUGUCAAUUAGACCUAAUUAUACCCUGAUAAAAGCUUCAGUCACAUUAUUGGGUAUUUCGAGUUCUUUCAUAGUUUGUUCCAGUUUAGUGCAAUCAGGGGUUAUGUUUACCUACAUCUAUGCCAUAGUUGCCCAGUUCAGUUACCACUUAGGUCAGGUUUCCAGGAGGAAAAAAUUAUCAUGCACAAGGGGAAGUGUUUUGGUUUAUUCUUAAUACUUUACUCUCAGCACGUAUUGCUUUGUAGUAGAGAUGCUUACGACUACUUAAAGAAAAGUUGCUCUCUGUGAGUGAUAGCUGCCCAGACAAAGAUUUAUCCUGUUACUAAAUGUUAGUGAUGCUCAUUGUCAGCAUGAAGCUUUCAGAAACAGCAGUGCCCAGUAAUAAGUCUUAGAUGAGACACUGAUGGCUUUUGCCGUGGAACUUCAGUAUGGGGUUACAGUUGUUCCCUCUAGAUGAUUUGUAAGAUUCAUGAUAUGAGAAGAAGACAUCAUAGGGCUAAAAAUAGUGUUAUUUCUGAUACAAAUUCUAGAACUUUUCAUCACAACUUGAAGUUCAAUUCAUACUAAUACAUUUUAAAAUCUAGAUGAAAUAGAUGAUUUCCUUUUUUUAUAUUUAAAGAGUAAGCUAAUUAUUUUUAAAUGUUUAUAUUUACAGAACAAAACUUUACACGUAAGGUACAAAAUUUACAUAGAGCUUUUUAAAUAUAUGAGAGUAUAGUCUUUCAAAGUUCUAUUAGAAAUCUAGAAAAUUUAGAGAAAAAAGAAAGCUAGAAAAAAGAAAACAAAACCCCUGCUGUGGACCACAGACAGCCACAGGAGGCACGGUCAGAUCUGCACCAGCCUGGUAGUGAGUGGCCUUUCUACCUCCCCGCACAUCUGGAGUCUAAGAUGUUCUUAUAAGAAUUCAAAGAGACUCAGUCUGCCUUUGUCUAACGUCUUCAGUCAGAAAGAUUGCCUUGAUACUUUCUGUUUCUUAAAACCUACCCUAUCUUUUAAGACCCAACUCAAGUUUUCUCUUUUCAUGAAGCUGCAUCUAGAACACAAUCUACUGAGAUUUAAUUUUUCCUGGUUUGUAUUUGUAAAACAAACAUACUGUAUGAUUCUGUAGCAUCUUCCUUUGUACCUAAAAAAUAAUUUACUUACUUAAAAAAUUGAGGUAGAGUUGAUCUAGAAUCUUAUAUUAGCCUCACGUGUACACAUAAUGGUUCAAAAUUUUUAUAGAUUCUUCUCCACUUCUAGUUAUACUUGCUUCAGACAGUGGGUAGAGUUUCAUAAACUGAAAGAACACUAUGCAUAAAACUUCUUUCACCCAACUUGUAAAAGGCACAUGCAUUUGACUAUGUGAGAAGUAAGCCUUCCGUGCAAUCUGAAAGGCUUUCACUCCGGUCUGCCCUGAUCAGAGGGAGCUUAGUGCAACUUUAGAAGACCAGUGGAAAUAGCAGUGUUACAGGUCUCUCAAACAAUACACUGGCUCUCCCAUAAGUAAGUCCCACUGGCCUGCAAAGUCAAAUGUUCUGGGGGUUCAUUUUCUUGGUGGAGUACCCCUGGUGGGGUUGUUUGAUAUGGGGCUCAGAACCCUCACUCUUUGGGGAGAAUCUCUCCAAUUGUAAUUAUCCCCCCAUUAAUAGGUUGGCCACUUGUGGGUAUGAGUCUUGGCUAUACUGUGUUUCUGCUCCUCCUACCCAUCUUGUUGUUGUUCCUUCUUUAUAUCUUUAGUUGUAGAAGAUAUUUUUUGCUAGAUUUGGUCUUUCUCAUCAAUAUUUCUCUGUAAAUAGUUGUAAUUUUGGUGUCCCUGUGGGAAGACAUAAGCUCAAGUUCUUCUAAUCUUGGCCAUGAGGGGAAUUUCCUUCUGUUGGUGGGAAUGUAGUUUGGUGCAGCCAUUAUGGAGAUUCCUCAAAAAAAAACUAAAAAUAGACUUACCAUAUGAUCCAGCAAUUCCACUCCUGGGCAUCGAUUUGGAGGGAACGCUAAUUGGAAAAGACACCUGUACUCCAGUGUUCACAGCAGCACUAUUUACAACAGCCAAGACAUGGAAACAACCUAAAUGUCCAUUGACAGGUAACUGGAUAGAGAAGCUGUGGUAUAUUUAUACAAUGGAAUAAUACUCAGCUAUAAAAAAGAAUAAAAUAAUGCCAUUUGCAGCCACAUGAUUGGACCUGGAGACUGUCAUUCUAAGUGAAGUAAGCCAGAAAGAGAAAGAAAAAUACCGUAUGAUACCACUCAUAUGUGAAAUCGUAAAAAAAAAAAAAAAAGAGAGAGAGAGAGACAAAUGAACUUAUUUACAAAACAGAAA